AUGGUUCACCAUCUGAUAAGGAUUCAAGGCGUCGGUAAACGAAGCAACAAAAGUACCUCUCAAGACCCAGAAAGAUGGAAUCUAGAAGACAUGAAGAAGGCCCAGAUCGACUCAAAGACACUGAAUACACUUCAGUGUGGUUUGACAAAAGAAGAAUUGAACUAUGUCAGCCUGCAUGAGAAUGUGAAGGAGCUGUGGGACAAGCUGGUCGAAUUACACGAGAGCACGACCAAUUCAAAGGAUGGUGAGAUCACAAGUCAACUCCAUGCCAGAAUAAGGAAUAUCAUGAACGGUCUUCACCUAAUCGGGCAUCGACGUGAGAACCACGAUCUGAUAAGAAUUACAUGA
Zingiber officinale is the source of this 348-nucleotide messenger RNA. RefSeq lists its product as uncharacterized. The record is from RefSeq and is a predicted model, not a curated record. The coding region runs from base 1 to 348 and encodes 115 amino acids. NCBI's taxonomy places the organism in Eukaryota, Viridiplantae, Streptophyta, Magnoliopsida, Zingiberales, Zingiberaceae. The transcript is spliced from 3 exons.